UUUUAUACGGGAUGAAAAAGAUUCAAUCCUAUCUUCGGCCGCUGGGGGUUUCCACUCUCUUAAGGGAGAGCUCAGUCCUCUAAAGCCACAAAGCCUGCGCGGAAUUCCCCUGGACUCUUCCGUUCGCCGAACUCCUACUGUCAUCUAGCGGACAGAAGGUGAAAGGGCUCCUUAGCCAGGUUGGCGGUUGCCAGACGACCGAGACGGCGGCCCGGCUGGCCUAAGUAGGAGGGCGCAGACCAGGUCGCCGAAAGGUCUGUGAGAAUCCUGUUUUCUAUUGGCUGAAGAGCUGUCAGCAAUCACGAUGAACCAACGAGCCGGUGCAUCUGGAUGACGUCAGACGUUAUGCGACUCCUCCCACCCACGCUCUAGCAACGCGUCUGGCGACGGCCGACAGUCGCGUUGGACCCUCGAGGGUCUCGACUGUCCCAUGUGCGCCCCGCGACUCGUGCUACUGCUCUUCCUGAUGUUCCCUGAGAGCGCCUGGCCUCAGCCCUCUUUUUCCCCGUCAGGGGUAGUGCCCACCCCUUCGGACCUGGGGCCAAGUACGCUGGGUGGGACCUUCCAGUCCUCCUCCGAGGGCACUGAAACCCCCCGGGCGUUGCCUGGAAUCUCCACCGCGGGCCCUACUGCCGUGACCCCUUCGGUGCCUGGGAAUAGGACAAUGGACCUCUUCCCAGUCUUGCCGGUCUGUGUCUGUGACUUGACUCCUGGUGCCUGUGAUAUAAAUUGUUGCUGCGACAGGGACUGCUAUCUUCUCCAUCCGAGGACAGUUUUCUCUUUCUGCCUUCCUGGAAGCGUAAGGUCUUCAAGUUGGGUGUGUGUGGACAACUCUCUUAUCUUCAGGAGUAAUUCCCCAUUUCCUACAAGAGUUUUCACGGAUUCAAAUGGAAUUAGGCAGUUUUGUGUCCAUGUGAACAACUCAGAAUUAAACUAUUUCCAGAAGCUCCAAAAGGUUGACACAAUCAACUUUCAGGCCCUGGCUGCAGAGUUUGGAGGCUUUCAUUUUAUUUCAACUUUCCAAAUCCAGUCACCACCACCUUUUUACAGGGCUGGCGACCCUAUUCUGACUUACUUCUCUAAGUGGUCUAUAGUAAGCCUGCUGAGACAGCCUGCAGGAGUUGGAGCUGGAGGACUCUGUGCUGAGAGCAAUCCUGCAGGUUUCCUGGACAGUAAAAGUACCACUUGCACUCGCUUCUUUAAGAACCUGGCAAGUAGCUGUAUCUCAGAUCCAGCCCUCGAUGCUGCCUCUUACUAUAACUUCACAGUCUUAAAGGUUCCAAGAGGUAUGACUGACCUGCAGAAUAUGAAGGUGCCUGUAACACUUGUCUCACAGGCUGCUUCUCCUCUGUUGGCUGGCAACACUUGUCAGAAUGUUGUUUCCCAGGUGAUGUAUGAGAUAGAGACGAAUGGAACCUUUGGAAUCCAGAGAGUCUCUGUCAGUUUUCAACAAACCAACCUGACCAUUGAGCCAGAUGCUUCCUUACAGCAACGCUUCGUCACUCGCUUCAGAGCUUUUGAGCAAAACACAGCGGCUUCUCGUCCUGGUCCUAGAAGUGGAAACCCUGGCUAUAUUGUUGGGAAGCCACUCUUGGCUUUAACUGGUGAUAUAAGUUACUCAAUGACCCUCUUGCAGAGUCAGGGUGAUGGAACCUGUUCUGAAAAGAGACAUAAAGUACAGUUUGGAGUGAAUGCAAUCUCUGGGUGCAAGCUUAGGCUGAGGGAGGUGGACUAUAGCCACUUGCCCCAGGAGAUUUAUCAGACUCUUCAUGGAAAGCCCAGACCAGAGCAUGUCGCCGUCUUUGGUAACGCUGACCCAGCCCACAAAGGACAGUGGACCAGGAUCCUCAGUCGGAACUGCAGUGUUUUGGCUAUGAAUUAUACAUCCUGCUGUUUCAUACCAGUUUCCCUGGAGAUCCAGGUAUUGUGGGCAUAUAUAGGCCUCCAGUCCAACCCACAGGCUCAUGUGUCAGGAGUCCGAUUCGUCUACCAAUGCCAAUUUGUACAGGCAUCCCAGCUACAAACAGGAGUAUCUUUGACAACUCUUGUGACCUUUGUGGACAUUACCCAGAAGCCAGAGUCUCCAAGGGGCCAGCCCAGAGUGGACUGGAAAUUGCCAUUUGACUUCUUCUUUCCCUUCAAAGUGGCAUUCAGUAGCGGAAUAGACUCUCAAAAAGGCUCAGUCUUUCCCAUCCUUACAAUGUGUCUCUUACUACAUGGGGUUCUCUACCUAGACACUAAGUGAAGAAAGGAGAAAACUCAGACUUCAGUUUUCCCCACGGGAAGCUCUGAGGCAGCCUACUUAUCUUGGCUAAACAGAUUCUCACCUGCUCAUUAUCUGAGGAGAGCAUUUAAGAAAAUAGAGGAUCUAAAGGAAGGAAUCUUUGUAAAAGGUGUUUAGAAAAGCAAUAGAAGUACUUUAUUCAUCAUAGCUCUCUGUUUAGGGCUCUUCAGACCAGCAGCAAUACACCUUCUCAAGCAGAGAAGACAAAGAGCCCUUCCUCCAGCCCUUCCAGUUGUGUUGUACCUGACUGAAGGUUUAGAAGGUCUUCAUCCAUCUGCUCACAGGCAUACUCCGGCCUAGCACAAAAAGGAACACGUUCAUGCUGCCAACCAGGGUGAGCUCAGGAAUAGCUGCCCUCUGGACCUGAGAGAAACUGACUGUUCAGAACUGAAAACUGCUGGCGGUGUAUUUUGUCUGGUUCCUCCCCACGCCCUGGGCCACACCCUUUACCCAGGCAAGAGUAGGAACAGCAAUUCUUUUUCCUCAGUUUCCAAAUAAAUGUGGAGUGGAAUUCCAGCCUUCUUUUCUACUAGCAAAUGACCCUACCACCAAUUUCUGCUCUUUCCAUCCCUCCAUUAUGGUGAGGAGAAAUAAAACUGAGGGAGAGCUGUUUGUACUAAUUCCAGUAGCAUAGCAGAAGUCAACUCGGUCUACCUUGUGAUUAUUUGGUAAGUGUGAGGUUAAAAAAAAAAAAAAAAGGAGAAGACUUUCA
Loxodonta africana (African savanna elephant) is the source of this 2996-nucleotide messenger RNA. It is a transcript of the gene TCTN3, whose product is annotated as tectonic family member 3. The transcript is spliced from 14 exons. Gene Ontology annotation, biological process: cilium assembly; smoothened signaling pathway. The record is from RefSeq and is a predicted model, not a curated record. Bases 431 to 2245 code for a protein of 604 amino acids. NCBI's taxonomy places the organism in Eukaryota, Metazoa, Chordata, Mammalia, Proboscidea, Elephantidae.